Messenger RNA from Linderina pennispora, 894 nucleotides. RefSeq lists its product as uncharacterized. The transcript has 3 exons. Lineage: Eukaryota; Fungi; Kickxellomycota; Kickxellomycetes; Kickxellales; Kickxellaceae. The record is from RefSeq and is a predicted model, not a curated record. Bases 1 to 894 code for a protein of 297 amino acids.
AUGCUGAACAUGCUGGCAUGCGCAGCUAUCGCCAGCGUCAGCGUCAUGAACGUCCGGGCCCCGCGCUUUCUCAACUCGCAAAUGCGCUUCCUGUUCACCUACGGCGGCCGCGGCCUGCUGUACACGUACUUUGGCUGCAUUGUGUACACAAACAGCCUGUACAACAUCAUCGCCUGCGUGUACACAGUGACCCUUGGGGUCGCGUACCUGGUGCUGGCCUGGGUGUCCAUCAUCCCGCUGCAGCACGGGCUGCUCUACAACUGGUCACACUGGUGCAGCGAGGGCGCGAAACAAAUGUACGAAAGCAGCAGUAAGCGCACGCACCGGACCCGUCGUGGAAUGACCAACGAGCAGUAUGACGCGCCGUUGCUGGGAACUGCCAUGCCUGGGCUCAAUAGGGUCGUCAAAUGGGUCGGCCAGCCAGACAACGUAUUUCCAGGAGCGCUCGGUCGGAAACUACACGCAGCAAAAGGAGAAGCGGGCUCACGGAUCUAUGGCAUGUCGACAAGGGCCCGGCGCCUGUCGACUACUGGCGACGCGUACUUGGAUGAGAUUGUCAAUAGCUCGCGGUUUGCCAGAGACAUGAUGGACCCGAGUGACAGCGAGUAUGUUGUGGCCGGAGACUCUCGCCAUUACAAGUCACCCUCUGGGCUUGCCAGCCGGAUCUCGGACAACAGCAGCCCACGGACCACUAUUUCUAUUCCGCCAGCAGCUGCCUAUGCUGCUGAGCAGCCGGCUCUGACAGAGCAGACAUACAUGUCGCAGCCCAGGGACGGGAUGGGUACCGGAAACAACCGCAUUUCGUCGCCGCUCCCGUACCAUCUGUUUGCACCGGAAAGCCGAGAGUUUAUCAACAACAGUCUGAGCCAGAUCACCCGCGAGCUAGAAAAGUAG